Messenger RNA from Hemiscyllium ocellatum (epaulette shark), 16188 nucleotides. RefSeq names its product polycystic kidney disease 1a (gene pkd1a). The record is from RefSeq and is a predicted model, not a curated record. Lineage: Eukaryota; Metazoa; Chordata; Chondrichthyes; Orectolobiformes; Hemiscylliidae. The transcript is spliced from 47 exons. Gene Ontology annotation, biological process: kidney development. Bases 33 to 13226 code for a protein of 4397 amino acids. Gene Ontology annotation, molecular function: protein binding. Gene Ontology annotation, cellular component: membrane.
AGAUCCGAGCGGCGAUGUAAUGCCGGAGAGCUAUGCCUUAUAGAAAUGUUCUUAUUUCAGCGAAGCAACAUGGCGCCCCAGUCCCCACGAAGCCUGCACUGUGCAGCCUGCUUCCCCUCUGCCUCCUCUCGCUGGCCUUGUGCCUGGGAGCAGUGGCUGGCCUGCCUGCCUGUCUACCCUGUCCCCCAGCCUGCCGCUGCCUGCGUUGGGAUUCCUCCUGUACGGUUAACUGCUCCAAGGCUGGGUUUCAACAGGCACCAACAAUGAUGGACCUGCCUCCCAACACCACUGUACUGGAUCUUUCAUACAAUGGCAUUAUCUCGAUAGAUGAUAACCUUUUGGACAAUCUGACUUCCCUGGAGAAGUUGUAUCUUCAGGGCAAUAAUAUUAGUAUUCUUUUCAAAGAAAUCUUCGCUGGUAGAAGAUGUUUAUCAGAUAUAGACAUAAGCAACAAUCAGAUAUCUACUUUAGAAGAUGGAAUAUUUGCAGAUUUAUUUAAUUUAACUAAAAUAAACUUGAGUUUUAAUGAGUUUGUCUGUGACUGUAACCUUUCCUGGUUACCAACCUGGAUGAAUGAGGAGGAAGCAAAUGGUGUGAUCAUCGUGGAUAGUGAGUUCAUAAAGUGUGCCAAACCUUCAAAGCUGAAAGACGUGUCUGUGUUAAAUGUUAAUUUUUCAAGCCUACUCUACGGGUCUGAGUUUGCAGCCUGUUCACCUGAUAGACAAUCUCUAGUCAAUUUAUCCUUGAUGUCAAAUUGGAUCUCCAGCACAGAAAACUGCACAGCAUUAUGUUUCAUUGAGGGUGAGCGAUACGCUGCCUUGGACAAUGAAAGUCAUUGUCUAUGCGGUUCUGAAUUGGCACCAGAUUCAGAUUCUAUUUGUAUAGCAGGAGAAAUCGAUAGAGAAUUUAUUCAGGUCUGUGGCUGCACGAUUAUCGAACAAGCAUUUGAAGUUACAGUUGCGAAUUUUGCUGAUCUACGCACUUUUAGCCUUUUUGAGGCUGCACGCCUGACUGUUAAGACUUUAGUUAACAUUAGCACUUUCCAGUGGGACUUUGGAGAUCUGUCUCCACCUUUCAACACUACCAGCCAAACGGUGUUCCACAAAUAUAGUCUCCCAGGAACAUACCUGGUCAGUGUUGCGUUCUGUGUAGGCAGCAAGCCUACGUCACUGCAUGUAGAAAUAAAUGUCACCAUUCCUCCAGGAAGAUUGGAGUUGCAUUGUCCUCCUGUUGUGCAGACAAAUAAAAGCAUUGAUGCUGAGAUCCAAAAUUGGAACACCAACAGUGUUAUAGCAUCGUGGAGUGUUACAACAUCUAAUAAUGACACAAUAAAAGAUGCUCCAUUUUGUCCAUUAGGUGGAUAUCAGCGCAAUAAUCACUGCUACAGGUUGGUUACAAAUAGUUCCUCAUGGCAAAUGGCUCGUCAUUUUUGUCAAUCUGACAGCGAUGGUGACCUGGCAAUUGUAAAGAGUCCAGAAAUUCAGAAUUUUAUAGCAAACAUUACAGGAUGCGAGCAUUCUGUGUGGAUAGGUCUUAGUGAUACUGCGGGUGCUGGAACACUGCAGUGGGUGGACGGGUCCACCCUUGAAAUCUUUCAGGAAUGGUUGCCUGGGCAACAUAAUACACUACUCAGUAAUACCUGUGUGUUGAUGUGUGCAAACCUUGCAGGAGAAUGGACAACAGAUCUCUGUACCACGAAAAGAAAUUUUGUGUGUGAAUACAAAGCUGGAGAAAAGAUUCCAGGUGCCAAUUACUAUCUGUUGGGAUCUCCAGCAUUUAGCACCCACUUACCUGUAAAAAAUAUCACUGUGAACUACAGUUCAUCGACACCGUCAGGACUGGUGGAGCUCAUGGUGUUCCCAGGUCUUUGGUUCAAUCACAAAGGUUUUGUGUCAGUGCUCGAGUUGGCCACACAAAAUCUGAACCACACUAUCCAAGUGAAAUUUAAGAUCUACCGACCAAGAUGUGCUGGAAAAGACAUGCACCUUGUGACACCAGACAAUGAAGAAAUAUGUUCGUCAUUUGCUUUGUGCUUACCUCGAACUCCCAGCAACAUCACCCAUGGCUGUAACAGUGACACCAAAUGGUGCAGUUUGGCUGAAACUUGCUUACCACUCAAAAGACCCUGUGGUACCGAUGUCUUUAUUAAGUGUCCGAAUUUACUCCCACCUCACUUCAGCGAAAGCCAUCCACUUUACGACCUCGUGAAGGAAAUUCCUUGCACAGUGCCAGCUGAGAGCUCGACUCAUUAUGUACUCCUGCUGAGAAAUGAAAGAAUUGAAGUACAGUCCAAUGACAUCAUUGCCAUUCAACAUGAUGGCAAGCCUGGAAGCUUCCUUCAAUGUCAACAGAAUGAUUCCUCACCCUGGCAACAGAGUUACUACAGUGUAGUUUACUCUGGUGAGAGCAGGGGCCUUUGGAUAAAUCUGACCGAUACCAAUUGGACAGAUGGUACUGUGUGCAACCUCCGUGUGCUGUAUACUCACAGACAAGAAAUUAAUGCCAGCAGCCCACUGCUUCGCAAUGGGCAGCAAUUGCCAGGUGUUUAUACUUACCAAGCAAUGGUGGAAAGUGGGCCUUUUUACAGCAAUGCAUCUUGCAAUGUUCAGGUCAUGGCCCCAAUUACUGACUUCAGUGUUAUUUACCCGCUGAAACAAAAUGGCGUGUUCUAUGUGCCAAGGAAUCGACCUGUCAUCAUUGUUAAGGUUAAGUCAUCUGAAAAGACGUUAACAAGUUGGUCUGGGAGCAAUCAAAACUUCAGCUGCGAGAUAACUUGCCCCUCAGAGCUUUCCUCCAACUGUGAAAAGGAUGAUAAUACCUGUUUUUCACGUAUCUUGCUGACUGUCAAAGAUUGCAAUCUAACCAACAUCGUCAUCACCGCAAAGAACAAGGUUAGCUCUGUUAAUAAGACUCUAGCAGUGAGAGCUGAAGAUCCAAUCAAAGGUCUGACGAUUUUGCCUGAUCCAAGUAUUCGGGUGUUGUCCAACUCUCUAGUGACCUAUACAGCAAGAGUGAGUUCUGGAACAAAUGUCAUAUUUAAAUGGACUGUUGAUGACAAAGCUUCCUUCAUACACUACAAUCAAGUGUACAAAGUCAUUUACCGAACUGAAGCGGUUUACAAACUGUCACUGAUCGCAUCCAAUCAUGUGUGCAACCAAAAGAUUAUUUGCAAUGUUACAGUGGACAGGAGGAAUCCCUUAGCCGAGUUCAACGUCUCUGCUGUUCCAGCCAUCCUUGUGCGAGGCUUUUCAUACACAUUUGCUGCCAGUGUGAAGGUAGAUGCAGCUGUCAAUGCUACGUUCAGGUGGGGCUUUGGAGAUGGGAGCUACGAUCAGGUUUAUCAGUUCACAUGCCCGUAUAACCUCAGCCUUUCAGUCCCUCAGCUGACAGCCAAGCAAGCCAUGCUGCAACAAAAUGUUACCCACAUAUACCAAAAGCCAGGUGAAUACAACCUCACGGUGUCUGUCUCGGAUAAGUACGAUAACGCCAGCCAGCUGGUUCCGUUGAGUGUCUACAGUUACCUCAGCAACCUAUCCAUCAACGUGAGCAGCGAGGUCCUGGCCACGGGCAAGCCGGCGGAAUUUGAGGCCAUUCUGCUGCCGUCCCCCCGCGGGGUGACCUACAGCUGGAGCUUCGGCGACAAUUCCACGGAACUCGCCGGCGACCUGCGCCGAGUGACACACACCUUCGGCAGGGCGGACAGGUACAAGGUCACCGUGCAGGCCAGCAACGUGAUCAGCAUGAUCAGCACCCACCGCUGGCUGGAGGUGCUCGACGAGAUCUCCGGGCUGCACAUCGCCGACAACAGCCCCACCGAGCUGUACGCUCCCACCAUCGUGCAGGCCUCGGCCCAGACCGGCAGCCGGCUGCUCUGGGUUUUCGACAUGGGGGACGGCAGCGCGCCCACCGCCACCAGCUCCUCGGUCAUGAACCACACCUACUCCGAGGUGGGCAACUACACGGUGGCGGUGACCGCCCGCAACGCGGUCAGCGCCGCCAACGCCACCCGGGUGGUGCGAGUCUUCGUGCUGCACGUCAGCAGGGUCCGGCCGGCGGGCUGCGUCCGCCAGCUGCUCGACGUUAACUUCACCGCCUACACGCCGGGCGACUCGGCCGGCUACGUCUUCUUCUGGGACUUCGGCGACGGCUCGCCCAACCAGACGGUGCCGGGCGAGCCGAGCGCCAGCCACAACUACACCAGGAGCGGGGUCUUCCCGCUCUACCUGGUGGUGUCCAGCAGCGUCAACCAGGUCAACUACUACUCCAACGUCUGCGUCCAGCCCGUCAUCAGCCACGUGACCAUCAGCCCUUCCAGAAGCUUCCUGGCCGCGCGCCACGAGGGCACGUGGCGCGUGGACGUCCGCCCUGACGGCCAGUACACCUACCUGUGGGAGCUCGAGCCGCAACUUCACGGCCGCGAGGCGAACCUGAGCUUCGCCGAGCCCGGUCUGCACUGGGUCAACGUGACCGUCUUCAACAACGUGUCCUGGGGCGACGCCAGCGCCUCGGUGCAGAUUCAGGAGGCGCUCACCGUGCUCCAGAUCGUCGUGCACGGUGCCCAGUCGCUGGCCGAUCUGGUGGUGCGCCGGCCGUACACCUUCCUGGCGGUGAGCGAUGGCACCCAGGUCCGCUACAGCUGGGAUUUCGGCGAUGGCACAAACGGCACCGGCAACAACCUCUCACACUCGUACGCCGCGGCCGGCCCGUUCCGAGUCCGGCUGCUCGCCUCGAACGCCGUCAGCCACCGUCUGAAGGAGGAGCAGGUCACGGUGAAAACGCCGCUGCGGCGGCUGCAGCUCACCGCCAACGCCACGGUGGCUCCGGUAAACCUCUCGGUGGGCUUCGAGGCCAGCCUGCAGGAGGGCGACUUCGCGCGGUAUUCCUGGUCUUUCUGCCGCUGCUGCGAGGCGACUGAAGGCUCAGCCAACAUCUCGCACGCUUUCACCCACGCUGGCAUCUUUAACGUGACGGUGCGAGUGGAGAACGGAGUGAGCUUUGAGCAGGCCAGCAUCCAGAUCCACGUGCUGGAGGAAAUCCGAGGACUGGACAUGAGCUUGGGUCACCUGGUGGAGGGCUGCUGCUUGGCCGUCAACCAAACCCUGUGGUUCCAAGCAGCGAGCAGGUUUGGCACUGAGGUCUCCUACAACUGGACUGUUUUGCGGGAGGACGUGGUCCUACUGUCAGCUAACACCACCUCCUCUCAAAUAUACUUACAGGAAGCGGGCUUCUAUGCGAUUGUCCUUCAUGCCAGCAACCUUCUGGGGACCGUGAGUGUGAACAGGUCAGUCACAGUCCUGGAGCCCGUUGACAUUGUUUCAGUGUGGGCCUCACCAGAACCAGUGGCAGUGAACAAAUCCACCAGCAUCACCCUCAUCAUGGGCAGUGGCACAGAGGUGACUUACUGUUGGGCACUGGAUGGAAUUGCCACGGUUUCCACCAACCUCUCUUUUAUCAGUUACAGCUUCCAAAGUCCUGGGGUGAAGCGAGUUAAUGCCACUGCAUCAAACAAGCUCAGCUCUCAGAGUGUAACUCUGCUGAUCCGUGUCCAGGAGCCAGUGGCUGAUGUGAUGAUCACUGCAGGUACUUCAGCCAACCAACAGUAUGCAGCCACCAACACCACAGUGUUCUUCCAAGGCAGCACGUCCAGUGGAUCCAACAUCUCUUGGCUCUGGACACUUCCAUUCAUGGUAGAACAGCACUUUGGCCAGGAAAUGAAUAAGUCAUUCCCUUUACCUGGUGUAUACAACAUCAGUUUAAAUGCCUCAAAUGAUGUAAGCUGGGAAACAGCUUCGAUGAACUUCACAGUUCAAGACAAAAUACAAGGACUUCAGCUCGAAGCCUCUAAAUGGGCAGUUGCACCAGGCCAAGAUGUGAUUUUUUCAGUUAAGUUGUCCUCUGGGACAGAUCCCAGGUUUUGGUUAAGUGUUGAUAAUUUUACGAUGCUGCUAAACAGCACAAACUGUAGGUACCUUUUUUCACACCUUGGAACAUACGAAAUAACCUUGAAAGCAGAGAAUCAAGUGAGCUGUGAACACACCAGCAUUGAGAUUCAUGUGCAGGAACCUGUUGCAGAUUUAAGGCUGGUGAAUUGUAAUGAACAAGCCAUCCCAACAGGUGUAAUGAAAAACUUUACUGCUGCAGUCUCCAGUGGCUUUCAGGUUAUGUACCAGUGGCACUUUGUGUUAGGAGACUAUUCUGAUAUUAUCACUGGGCAAAAUGUUUCAUAUACACCAAAGGUGCAAGGCCGAUUAAGCAUCUUCCUAAAAGCAUUCAACAAUGUAUCUGGGGAGGACAUUACAGCAGGGAUCCUGGUACAAAAUCAAAUUUUAAAAGCUAGGCUUACAGUGAUGCCAUCCAUCACUGCAGUCAAUGAAACAGUCCAUUUGAGUCUCGCUGUGACACCCAGUUUCAGCCAAGCAACUUUCACGUGGAAGUUUGGAGAUGGAUCCCAAAUUAACUUUGCAAAUACAUCCGUUGUGUCUCACUCUUAUUUGUGUCCUGGAAAUUACCUGGUAGAAGUUAAUGCAUCCAACCUGGUGAGCUUCUAUGUUGCACAGGCUACAGUGACUAUCUUGUUGUUGAAAUGUGAUCCACCCAAGGUCAGCAUGAUCCUCAGUGAGACUAUGCAGCGAUCUCAAAGAAAUUACUUGGAGGCAGACAUUGACCUCAGAGGAUGUACAGAGUAUCAGGUAGAAUAUUUGUGGGAGAUUUACAAGACCUCCAGGUGCCUGACUCUGCAAGAAGUGAAACAAGUUCAACUUCCAAAUGUAGACUUGAAAAGACCUCGACUGCUUCUGCCCAACCUCGUGUUGGAUAUUGGAAGAUAUUGCAUUGUAUUUACUAUUUCCUUUAAGGGUACCUCAUAUGUGAAGAUCACACAUUCCAGCAUAAUGGUCAUUCCCAGUGCACUUGUCCCAAUAAUAGAAGGAGGAACAUACAGGUCAUGGUCCACAAAGCAGGAUCUUGUGAUGGAUGGUACUAAGUCUUACGAUCCUGACCAGCCGGCUGACAGUCAAACACCUCUGAACUAUGAGUGGUUGUGUACAUAUUCAUGUCUGGAACUUUCUGGCUGCUAUAUAUCUGGCAAGGGAAGUGUCUUCUCUAUUUUUAGAGAAGAACUGAAACGGAAUACAACCUACACGUGCAGUCUGAGAGUCAGUAAACCUGGCCGGGAAUCCCAGUCAGUCAAACAAUAUAUUUCGGUGAAGGGAGGCAGCUCACCACUGGUGUCACUGGAGUGUGUCUCCUGUAAAGCGCAGGAGGUCUAUGGAGUGAGCAAAAGCUCUUAUAUUUCCUUAUCUGGAAGUUGCAGCAACUGUGAAAGCAGUCCUCAAUAUGUGUGGAAAGUAGAAAACUCCAAGAAGCAGUUGCUCACCCUAGACAAUGCCACCACUUCUACUGGGAGCACUGGAAUGAACCUAGUCAUGAGACACGGGGUUCUGGAGGAUGGAGAUGGGUACACAUUUAGCCUGAAUGUCACUGAUCCUUUGAUGGAAAACGUGGGGUUUGCAUCUAUAUAUAUCCCACCGAUUCACCUUCCUUCUGGAGGUGACUGUGUGAUUUUUCCAACAGAAAACAUCUGUGCUUUGACUACCAGCGUCACCUUUACAUGUACAGGUUGGGAGACUACUGGGAUUCCUCUCGUGUAUAGCUUCAUCCUUACUCGCUGUGGUGUUGGAGGAACUCACUGUGAUGAGUUCUAUGUGUAUAAAGGCAGCAGAUCUGAGUACAGUGCAGUCCUUCCCCCUGGCUUUAGCUCAAAUCAAUUCAUUGCUUACAUUGCUGUCACUGUUCAGAACCAGCAGGGAGCCUCUGUAAUAGCUCUGAACCGGUCCGUGGUUAUUAAUAUAACAAAUACUCCUGAAGGGUUCCAAAGUUUCACUGACUGGAUGAAGCUCGAGACUGAGACUAAACUGCAGGAGCUGUUGAAACAAGGUGAUCCACAGCCUACUGUGGAGUAUGCCCUUGCCCUGGUCACAGUGCUCAAUGAGUACGAGAGAAGCAAAGUCUUUGAAAAGGUGUGGACAAAUGACACAAUUAGCAGGAUUAACAUCCGCAGUAACAUCACGUUGGCCCUUACUUCCUUGGAGGUCAGCACUGUGGAUGACAUCCAGCAGAUUUCUGCAGCAUUGGCACAGUGUACGGUCAUCAGCAAAGAAUUAAUUUGUAGCAAAUGUCAGAACCAGACAUUGUUUGCCCUGGACAACAUGAUAGCAGUUCUCCAAAAGGAAACUGGACAGGGUAAAAUGACACCCACCUCCAUUGGGGAUAAUAUCCUUGUCACUGUGGGAGGUCUGAUCGAUAUGACUAAUCAGUUGGUUCCAGUGAUGAAUAAGGUCUCCAGGCCAUCUAUGUACAAACCCGAAUUGGUGGCGACAAAGGCCUAUGAUCUGUCCAUGAAAUUGAUGCAGAUACUGAUGGGUACACGGGUCCUGAAUGAAGAACCUUUGAGUGUGUCGGGUGCAAGGAUGUGGGCACAGGGCAAGAGGGCUGACCCUGGCCAUCUGCUGUGCUUUGCCAACAAGUCAGGCUGCCAGUUCUCCAUCCCGCCAUCCUUCAACAGCAUAUUUUCCAACCUUAGUGAUGUAACACAGGUCAUGUUCCUCGUGGACUCCAAUCCCUUUCCUUAUGGCUACAUAAAGAAUUACACCAUUUCCAGCAAAGUGGCUUCCAUUGAGUUCAAGACUGACAAUGGGUCGCAGAUCCCCAUUGAAAGCUUGGGUUCAGAGAAGGCCAUUACUGUUAGCGUGUCGACCAACUCUGCCAUCAGAAAUGUCACUGUUAAUACAACUGUUAUUGCCGCGAGGAGAUCAAUAACUGUGAAUGUCACCUCUGGAAAUUUGAAUGAAAAGGCUGGGCUUCACAUUCAAGUCACAUACACAGUUUUAAACGAUUCAGGAGCUGUCAUUGCCAAUGAAGCUGAGCCCUUCAUUUUGGUGCUCCUCCACAACUCAACAAACCCAAAUGAGCAAAAUUUCAAAGCCAGAAAGAAGAUUGGUUUAGAAUCAGUAAAAGGAUCAGAUCAUAAGCUCUACACCUUCUUCUUGUCACCAGAUACUGAUGACACAACAAAAGAUUACUAUUUGAAUAUCACAAACUUUUAUACCUCAUCCUCUGUUCAAGUUGCUGUCGGAGUCUACACAUCACUCUGCCAGUAUUUCAAUAUGACUGCAAUGAGCUGGAAAACUGAUGGGAUUUUACCAUUAGAAGAUACAACACCAGAUAUGGCCGUGUGCUUAACACAACACCUGACAGCAUUUGGAGCAAGCCUUUUUGUGCCUCCUAAUUCAGUUGUAUUUAUCAAUCCUCCUUCACCUGUUAUAAAGAAUUACAUCGUCUUGCUAACGUGUGGUAUCUGCUUUGUCAUCUACGCGGUUUCUGCUGUCAUCGUUCGUAAGCUGGACCUGAUCGACAUUAAUCGAGUUGGAAUUAUUCCCCUUUGUGGAAAGGAUGGAUUCUACAAGUAUGAGAUCCUGGUAAAAACUGGAUGGGGCAGAGGGUCAGGCACAUCAUCUCACGUGGGAAUCAGCCUGUAUGGCAGAGAGGACAAGAGUGGUUACAGACACCUGGACAAUGAGGAUGCUUUUCACAGGAACAGUGUGGACUUAUUUCAGAUUGCGACUGACAACAGCCUUGGUAACAUCUGGAAGAUUCGGGUCUGGCACGAUAAUAAAGGUCUUACCCCAUCGUGGUACCUUCAGCAUGUAAUAAUUAAGGAUCUACAGACCAAUAACAGUUACUAUUUCUUGGUCAAUGACUGGUUAGCUGUUGACAAUGAGAAGAAUGAAGGUCUGGUGGAAAAGGAGGUCCUAGCUGCAACGGAGGCCAAACUGAAGGACUUUUCCCGCAUAUUCACUGGGGAAAUCCAAAGAGGAUUCUCGGAGGGGCACAUUUGGCUAUCAAUUUGGAAUCGUCCUCCUCGCAGCUGCUUCACCAGAGUCCAGAGGGUUACUUGCUGCCUUGUACUAAUAUUCCUCUUCUUUUGUGCCAGUGCAGUGUGGUAUGGAAUGAUAAGUGACGGAAGCAAAAGUGAUGUUCCAGUUUCAACAUUGGUUCCUCUGAGUGGAGAGAGUGUAGCAGCUGGCAUUGUAUCCAGUAUAAUCAUCUAUCCACUCUAUCUGAUCAUCGUUCUGCUUUUCCGCAAAGCCCGGAGCAGGGUAGCUAUGCAUGAUCCAGGUCAACACGAAUCAAAUGUGCUGGAACUUGAUGAUUAUAUUGAUUCCUCAACAGCAGGCAGUUCUUUUUUAACAUUUGCAGACAAUGUGGAGGAGGAUUACAAAGAGAAGCUGAAGUCUGAUAUAAUUACCAGCAGCCUGCCGAAUUGGCCAGCCUAUGACAGCAUGAUGAAUUGGCCAGAUUUGUUGAACGAUCAGCCCAUGAUAGGGAGUAACAAUUCAAAGCUAAGGCGAGGCCGAGGAACUCGUCAUCUCGGAAUAGAGACGCAACUGAGUUCAGAUGAUGAGCCCCUCUCGCUUGGCUUCGAUCAAGUCAGGAACAAAUAUUUUUCCGCUUCAGAUGAACGCCUGAUACAAAGAAUUAACAUUGAUGAGAACAAUGAGGUGUCCACCUCAUAUGACAGUGGCAGGGUCUCACUAGAUGCCGAAAGUCACUUGAUAUCUAACCUAACGGAAAUUAUUGAUGGGAGUAAACAACCACGAGCUGAGGCACCAAUCCUAGACCAGACUAAUGAUAAUGGUCAGAUCAUUAGACCUUCCCAAGGCAUUGCAAGAUCAUCUACAACCAGAAGAAUAGCUUUCACUGACCCUCCACAACAAUGUCUGUUCCCAUUCUGGUGUAGUUAUACAGCCCAUGUCCUUUGUUUGCUCCUCUUCUCUGGGUGCCUCGUUGUGUCCAUAUGGAUUGGCGUUAACUUCACUUCCAGGAUUGCCCUCAUGUGGCUCAUCUCAGGAAUCUUCAGUGUUCUCUCUUCAUUCUUCCUCCUGGAACCUCUCAAGGUUCUGACUGAAGCACUUUACUUCACAGUGGUUGCUAAGCGCAUCCAUCCAGAUGAAGAUGACAAUUUAGUGGCAAAGCCACGUGUUGAACAGACCUUGGAAAAAAUUGGCAAAGUGCGGCCUCCUCAAGGAUAUGGCCUUCUCCAAGCAAAGGAGGAGGCCAGGAAGGUUCAGAUUCUUCACAGAAUGCUCAAGAACUUCAUCAUUUAUAUGUUGUUUCUGCUUGUGGUCCUGUUGAUCAAUUAUGGGGAUUCAUUCAAAGACGCUCAGAGCAGACUCCUGCAUAGUUCAAUUAGACAAAGCCUGCUAGGGCCCGGUAAAGGGGUUGAAUUCCAGAAAAUCAGAAGAUCAGGGGAGCUUUGGAAAUGGAUGGCAGAGGUGCUCCUACCGUACCUGUAUAACAAUAGAAGUAGGACGCUAUUGGGAUGUCCAAGAAUACGCCAAAUCCGUUCAAAAAUAAACAAUGUUCAAUGUCUUCAGCAACCUUCGUCGUUACCAAUAAUUACACAGUGUCUUCAAGACCCUGGGCUUCACGAUAACAGUGAUUAUGAGGCUGGUUGGAAGAGUCCAAUUACAAAUCUGAGCGAUACAUGGUCAUACUCGUCACCUGAUCUACCAGGGGUGUGGUACUGGGGCCAGAAUGCUGUGUAUGACAGUGGUGGAUACAUACAGAAACUUGGCAGGACGAGAGACCAGAGUAAUUACACGCUGUGGAAUUUACAGGAAAGAAAUUGGCUGGAUGUAAGGACAAGGGCCGUCUUCAUUGAAUUUACCCAGUAUUUCCAAAAUGUGGAUUUGUACAGUGUAGUCACCCUUCUCCUAGAGUUCCCAUUCUCGGGGGGAGCGUUCACCAGCAUUGAUAUCAAACCAUUCUCACUGCUUCAACUGAGUACUGGAGUGGAUUUUCUGCUCAUCAUGAUGAUUUUCCUCAUGCUCUUCGUUCUUUACUUCACCGUUACCGAAUUGGUGUUGAUCAGCCGCAGGGGCAAAUCUUACUUUCUUCAGUUCUGGAACUAUCUGCACUGGUGCAUCAUUAUUCUCAGUAUCUGUUGUGUGGUUCUGCAUCUGAAAUGUGCCAGAAUUGGCGACAAGCAGUGGGCAAUAUUUCGUUCCAGUCCAAACAGCUUCACCAACUUCUAUGAGAUGGCAUACUUGAGCUACGUAUUCACCAGUGUGACUGCCACCCUCCUUUUUCUGCUAACCAUUAAGGCUGCUCGACAACUGCGGUUUAUCAGAAAGUGGUCCAUCUUUGGGAAAACACUGUAUAAUUCUGCAAAGGAACUGAUGGUAAUUGGUGCAACAUUGGUUGGUCUUGCCCUUGCCUACGCACAGAUUGGUUACUUGGUUUUUUCUGCUAACCUUGAUGACUUCAAGACAUUUGGAAGCAGCAUUCUUUCCCUGUUUGCUGUGAUUGAAAAAGGAGUUUGCUUCAAGCAGUGCCUCUUUGCGUACCCAAAUCUCUGCUAUGUAUACUACACCAGUUACAUCACCAUUGAGGUAUGGAUUGUACUGCGACUGUUUGCGGUGGUACUCAUUCAGAAUUACAAAACAAUGAAGUUGGAGAUGUACAGGCCUGCAGUUGAACCACAAGACUACGAGCUGGUGGAAUUAUUCGUCAAAAGGCUGAAGAUGUGGAUUGGUAUAAGCAAAGAGAAAGAAUUCCGCCAUAAAGUCAAAUUUGAAGGAAUGGUUUCCUUACCUUCCCAAUCUUCUAGAGAUUCAAAAUCAACCAAUCUCCACACAGCCAGCACCAUCUCUGAUAUCUCUUCAUCUUCCACUUCAAGCGUUUCCAUUCCAGUGGACACUUUUCCUCUUGUCAGUCCAAACAAAGUGACACAAAUUGAGAUAAAUAUUCACCGACUGGUUCCACUGUUCGAAACCCUGCUUGAACAGUUUGACAGAGUAAACAUGGCGACAGAGGAUGUCUACCAGAUUGAAUGCAAACUGAGAAAUGUCCAGGACAGAAUGCACCAGAAGAAGAUUAACAAAAAGGCUGAAGAGUUAUUUGCAGCAUACAGCCGGAUCAAAGUCCGGAGACAGGGUGACGAUCUCCAUUCAUCCCUUUGGAACUCGAGAGGUAAUACAAGGACAAAUAACACAGGUGGCACUCAGGAUGGGCAACAGCCUGGAAAUAUCCCAUUAGCAGAAGACAGUACAAAGCAGGGCCUCCGACGGAAAGGGCCUCAUCCACCUCGAAGGAAGUCUAAAACUUCAGACAAGAAGUGGCAGCGCAGAGCUUCAGAUGAUCAAACACCUCAAAGCAGUGAGUGAGUAGGGCUUAGAAUCUUACAGCACAGAGGUCAUGCAGCCCAUCAUGGCCUGUGCCAGCACUCUGAAAGGGCUACGAAUGAGUCCUUGUCUACUAAUGGCUCUGUUAAUUGACUAGUUUUCUUACUAAAACAAGAAAGAGAUCAACAAAUGGCACUGGCAUCCUAGAAAAGUGAUGAGCAAAGAACUACACGGGGCCAACAAAGCUGCUCAGUAAAUGUGCUUUGGUUUUGCCAGAAGAAUUUUUAAAGAAUGAGAUUGAGAAUGUUGCUGCUUGAAGCAAGGACAGAUAUAAGUGAACAUUUCACACCUGAGUAUAACCACCAUGAUCUGGGGACACUGCAGGGCACCACAGACCAGUUAUUUGUCAGACAUGGUGCAGCAGGCCCUUAAAAAGGAUGGAUAUUUUAAAAAAGAGUUUACUUUAUAUGUAUUAACAAGCACUUUAAUUGAGGACAGCUCAGAAGGAGAGAUUGUACAAAUUUGCUUUUUGUUGCCAUGCACUUAAAAGGUGCACUUAUUUAAAAAAAAAGCUGUUUUAAUUACUUAAUUUUGAAUUAACUUCAGUUGAUCAUUGAAAAAUGUCAGAGCACACAAUUAAUUUUACGAGUCAGUAUUUUUGCUUAAGUUUCAGUAGAUCAGUUCUGUUACAGAAUGUAAUAUGGAAAUUUUGUGUUGACUUUAAACUGUAAAUAGAAUUUUCAAUGAAACUAACAUCAUCCCAGCACUGCGACUAGGAAACAGAUUAAGUAUUAUAAAAUGCACAUAAAUCACAAACAUGUUGACAUACCAUAUACCCAUAUCUGAAACUAGUAGCAAUCGUAAAGUUAACUUACUACUCAUCUUAUUAUAAAGAGUAUGCUGGACAGAAAAAUAUGAUUAAAUACCACAACAUUCAAAGCAAUAAUGCCUAUAAAAACAGAACAUAGAUUAUCACCCUGCAGGUACUGUUGAAGAAAACAUUUUAUGGAAAGAAAAUGAACAAAUUAGAAUCAGAUACCCGAUUCUGAACUCUUGACAGCAAGGGUGCUUUUGACUAUGUGUGGCAUUCAAGGAGCCCAAAUAAAUUUGAAUCAGAUAGAAAACUGUCCGCUGGUUAGAGUCAUACCCAAUAUACACAAAGUUUGCUGUUGCUGGUAGUCAGCCAUCUCAGCUCCAGAACAUUUUGAAGGAGGUCCUCACAGUAGCAUCCCAGACUCCACCAUCUGCAGCUGCUUUUUAUUUACUUUCUUCCCCCCCCCCACUCCAUCAUAAGGUCAGGAGUAGGGAUGCUUACCAAUUAUUGCACAAUGUUCAGCACCUUUCAUGACUCCUCAGAUAUUGAAGCAGUGUGUCCCCUUUUGCAGUAAGACCUGGACAAUAUUCCAGGCCCAAGCUGACAAGUAGUAAGUAACAUGCAACCCACACAUACAUUUGACCCACAUAUGCCAGGCAGUGACCCUUUCCAACAAGGUAGAGUCUGUCCAUUGUCUCUUGACAUUUAGUGGGGAAAUUCAGAGAUUGUAAUAUCAUUAUCAAUAGCCUGGAAAAGUAAAUAUUGACCAGAAACUGGACUAUAAACAAACAACAAUAUAACUACAAGAAUAGGUCAGAGGCUAGGAACCCUGCAACAAAUAACGCAGUCCUGAUUCCUCAAAGCCUGUCUACUAUCUACACGGCACAGGUCAGGACAGUGAUAGAAUACUCCACAUUCACUAGAAUGAGUGCAGCUCCAAUAACAAUCAAGAAACACAAUACCAUCCAGAACAGAGCAGUCCCAUUUGAUUCAUACCACAUCAAUAAUUCACUCCCUCCAUCACUGAUGCACUGCAGCAGGAGUGUUUAUGAUCUACAAGAUGCACUGCAGGAAUUAUUUGACAGCAUUGGGGUCGCACGGUGGCUCAAUGGUUAGCACUGUUGCCUCUCAGCACCAGGGACCCGGGUUCCACUCCUGCCUCGGGCGACUGUCUGUGUGGAGUUUGCACGUUCUCCCCGUGUCUGCAUGGGUUUCUUCCAGCUUCUCCGAUUUCCUCCCACAGUCCAUAGCUGUGCAGGUCAGGUGAAUUGGCUAUGCUAAAUCACCCAUAGUGUUAGCUGCAUUAGUCAGAGGAAAUGGGUCUGGGUGGGUUACGCUUCGGAGGGUCGUUGUGGACUUGUUGGGCCGAAGGGCCUGUUUCCACACUGUAAGGGAUCUAAUCUAAUCUAAAACAAUGACUGCUACCAUUCAACCACUAAAGGGACAAGAGCAGUUCCCCUUCAAGCCACUUGGAAUUCUGACUUAGAAACAUAUUGUUGUCACUUACUGGUCACUGGGACAAAAUCCUGCAAUUCUAUCCCUAACGACAUUGUGGAUCUCCCUACAGCAGACUGUAUGGAUUUAAGAAGGCAACUCAUUAACAUCACGAGGGCAACAAGGGAUAGGCAAUAAAUAUUGUGGUUGUGGUAGAUGAGGUACCCAACACAUCUGUUUCUAACAGCAUGGGAAAGCUUACACGAGGAUGUUGUUGCACUGUAGGCCAGUAUUUAGUGAAUAGAUUGUUAUAAGCCGAUGUCAUUGAGAACAGGGCUCUCUGACCACAAGAAUGAGGUACUCUCACUGAUAGCAAACAAAAGGAAUAGAUGGAUUCCUUCACUGGUGCAAACAUCCUUGCAGGACUUGGGAUAACCAUGGACUCAAAUGCAGGCACCUCAAAGGCUGCAAACUGGAUGCAAUUCUGCUUUGGCUGGGAGCCAAGUACAUCUUUUUAGUAUUUCGCUGGUGCAAAGGAUUCUUUCAUAAUCAUAUAACAUUUAAAGAUGUAGGAAAAAUGCACUAGCUUAAGGCCCUGGUAUUAGAAUUCCAAUGUUCAUUUAUCAAUUUAGUCGCUGUACAAAGUUGCCAUUGUCUGAAGAUCCAUUCCUUUGAAUCAUCAGUAGACAGUAUUAAUGUAGGAUUACAAAUGUAAAUAAUCGUAGUCUUUAUGCCAGAAACAUUUCUGAUGCACUG